Molecule: messenger RNA, 633 nt
Organism: Triticum aestivum (bread wheat)
Lineage: Eukaryota; Viridiplantae; Streptophyta; Magnoliopsida; Poales; Poaceae
Exons: 3
Coding region: 116-472 (118 amino acids)
Source: RefSeq, a predicted model, not a curated record
AGAGACAUCCGGUCGUCCACCCGUCCGCUGCUUCCAGACUCGAGUCGAGAGACAUCGCCGCGAGCCCUAGCAACAGCCGUACAGCCGAGCGCCGUCCACCGCCAAUCCGCCACCCAUGGCGCUGCGAACCCUGGCGGCGAGGGCGGUGCGCCUCCAGACUCCGGUCCUCGGCCUCUCCCCUCCGCCCGCCGGCCGCCCCAACCUCCCCCCUCCGGCCGGCGGCCGCCUCAUCUCCAGCAGAAAUCUGGGAGGUUCUCCACCUGAAGAUGCUGCUCGGAAGAUUGUGCUUGAGAACGCUGCCACGCUUGAGCGCCUGGAGAAGAGUUAUGAAAUGUUCAAGGCACGUGUUCGAUUACUAGAGAAGGGAAGCAAUAUUCUGAAGUGGUCGUUGGCUUGCAUUAUCCCUGUGCCUUUGGUUUACAGCAUUGUGGAGUAUCAUUAUGAUAAGGAGGAACUGGCCAUUGUGAUUUGAACCUGGUUAUUUAAUUUCUAUGGUCUUUAUCAUCAGUUGUAUCACACUACUUAAAUGUGUCAUCGUUCUGCUAAGUGCAUCAUAGAAAAUGCCACUCUAAAUCGUUACUGUACCAUGUUGACAGAUUUGCCUGAUACGUAUGCCCGUGCACCUACCUGUUA